Messenger RNA from Mercenaria mercenaria, 378 nucleotides. Its product is annotated as luciferin 4-monooxygenase-like. The coding region runs from base 1 to 378 and encodes 125 amino acids. The record is from RefSeq and is a predicted model, not a curated record. Gene Ontology annotation, molecular function: CoA-ligase activity. The transcript has 4 exons. Lineage: Eukaryota; Metazoa; Mollusca; Bivalvia; Venerida; Veneridae.
AUGGUUAUAAAUGCACCAGAUUUGCUGUUUGAUCAGCUGUUUCCAGCUACCAUACAGACUGUACCACCUAUAACGGUAAUGUUUGCUAAGUAUCCAAAAGUGUCAGAGUAUGAUUUAUCCUCGGUUAAGGGUGCAGUUUGUGGUUCUGCCCCACUUAGCAAGGAAAUAGAAGAUGUUGUAAAAACCAAGCUGAAACUACCCUGUAAUAACCAAGGAUAUGGAAUGACAGAAAUUGGUGUAACACAUGUAAAUGGGAAGGAUACAUUUAAAUAUAAAUCAGUGGGAAAACUCCUUCCUUUGGUCGAGAUAAAGAUAGUGGAUGUAGACACUGGCAAGACUUGUGGUGUAGAUGAGGAAGGGGAAAUUUGGAUCAGAUGA